ACGCAUGGAUGAAAUUAUCCAGUGGAAUUAUCAAAGCGUCAGCUGUGUGGUGGGAUAAAGGCGUCUGCAAGAUUGCGAGUGACAGGUUGGCAAAGUGACACAUUGCCCUCCCAUUGCGAAACGACGAAAGUGAUGGUUUAAAAUUAUCGAUCAAACAAAGGUAUGGAGGGAGGAAUCAUGGAGAGUCCUCAGAGGACGAUAGAAUCAACGGAUUCCGACGAAGCUGCUCUACAAGGAUGCUGUGGCCCAAAGAAACCACUCUACAGAUUUCUGGGACUGGCAUUAAUGUGCCUUCUUGGUUUUGGGUCAUAUUUCUGCUAUGACAACCCUGGAGCACUGCAAGACAACUUCAAAAGUGACCUAGAUCUGACAACUAGCAAAUUUGUACUACUCUACUCCAUUUAUUCAUGGCCAAAUGUGAUCUUCUGUUUUAUCGGGGGAUUCUUACUUGACAGCGUCUUCGGCAUAAGACUUGGCACGGUUAUAUACAUGGGACUAACUCUCAUUGGUCAAUUUAUUUUUGCUUUUGGCGCAUACACUGAUGCAUUCUGGGUAAUGAUGCUCGGAAGAUUUGUUUUUGGAAUUGGAGCAGAAUCUCUAGCAGUUGCACAGAACAGUUAUGCGGUAUUGUGGUUCAAAGGAAAGGAGUUGAACAUGGUAUUUGGGCUACAGCUCAGCUUUGCCAGAGCUGGAUCUACCGUCAACUUCCUGGUAAUGGAGCCCAUAUAUAGCUGGGUGGCGGAAUUUUAUUCAGGAUACAAGUGCAUAGGUAUUGUUCUAUUCCUUGCAUCAAUCACUUGUGUCGGAUCAAUGAUUUGUGCCGUACUACUGGCAUUCAUGGACAAACGUGCGGAGAGAUUGUUGAGACGCGGUGAAGGUGUCACACCCGAAGUGGUUCGACUAACAGACUGUAAAGACUUCAAAGGGGUAUUUUGGCUGGUAGCCGUAGUCUGCAUAGCUUAUUAUGUUGCUAUAUAUCCAUUCAUCGCCCUAGGAAAGGUUUUCUUUAUAAGAAAGUACGACUAUUCGCCAGCUGCCGCCAACAAUGUCAAUUCUCUAGUCUACUCAAUUUCGGCAUUUGCUUCACCGUUACUGGGCUACCUAGUCGAUAGAUUGGGAAAGAAUGUUUCUUGGGUUUUUAUAAGCAUUUUAGGUACCAUUGUAGCUCAUGGAUUGCUCACCUUCACAUUCGUAAAUCCCUACAUCUGCAUGAUUACAUUGGGUCUGUCAUACUCCAUGUUGGCGAGUGCUCUCUGGCCUUUAAUCGCUCUUGUUAUCCCUGAGUACCAAUUAGGAACAGCAUAUGGAAUCGCUCAGUCUGUGCAGAAUUUGGGAUUAGCAGUGGUAUCAAUAUUAACUGGCAUGAUAGUGGAUUCUGGUGGAUACUUUAUGUUGGAAAUGUUUUUCUUGGCAUGGUUAUGCGUUUCCCUUCUUGCCACUAUCGGAAUUUGGCUGUCUGACAUUACAACGACAGGCGGUUACUUAAACAUGACUCCAGGUCAACGUGAGAUUCACGAUGGCGGAUGCAAACAGGUAGAAGCUACGGAAAGAGCAAAAUUACUGAAUUCAAGCUCAACGUCAGAUUUAUCGACGGACGAUUUACUACUGCCACACUCGGACAUUCAUAUACGGAAUCGAUAUUUAUCACGAAUAGGAGCAAACUUGCCAGCAGCUUCCAUAGGCCCCGCGUACAGACCAUUACGAUGAUAACAUUAGUCUUGUGUUUGACGUAAAAUUUAGCUAAAAAACAUCUGUGUAUAAAGAGAAACUUGAGCUGAAAAUUUAUAUAAGAUUGGAUCUACACUUGGCUCACUAUGUCUUCCCAAAUGAUUAUUCGGAAUAUAGUUUACUGUGAUACACUGAAAGAGUACCAAAUGCAGGUUUAAGAAUGUAGAUUGCACCCGAUUCAGUGUGACUGAUGUACACAUACCUACAUGAAAAUUACCGCUUUACUGAAUGUGUUGGUCUUUCCACAAAAUAUUGACUGCUAAUUUGAGGACAAAAUGAAAAAUAUUCUACCUUAGUGUCGUGAUUAUUUUUUCUAUGCAAAUGAAACUGAAGAAAACCAAGAAAAAAAAAAUCGAAAUAAACCAAACGCAAAUUAUCUUCUUUGCGUCUAAUUAAGUAAGCUAUUGUAAAGUAAAAAAUCAGUUUUUAAUUUAUAUUAUAUAAUGCAAAGUGUAAUUGUAAAAUGAAUGACUUCAUCAUGAUGUACCAAGUUUAGCUUAAAUUAACUAGUAUGAAAAUAAACACUUACAUUAUAUUAUA
Molecule: messenger RNA, 2268 nt
Organism: Neodiprion fabricii
Lineage: Eukaryota; Metazoa; Arthropoda; Insecta; Hymenoptera; Diprionidae
Product: major facilitator superfamily domain-containing protein 1-like
Exons: 8
Coding region: 163-1707 (514 amino acids)
Biological process (GO): transmembrane transport
Cellular component (GO): lysosome
Molecular function (GO): transmembrane transporter activity
Source: RefSeq, a predicted model, not a curated record